Messenger RNA from Aedes aegypti (yellow fever mosquito), 2588 nucleotides. RefSeq lists its product as uncharacterized. Gene Ontology annotation, cellular component: nucleus. NCBI's taxonomy places the organism in Eukaryota, Metazoa, Arthropoda, Insecta, Diptera, Culicidae. The record is from RefSeq and is a predicted model, not a curated record. The transcript has 3 exons. Bases 119 to 1891 code for a protein of 590 amino acids.
CACAUCGGGGUGAGCUGUCAUUGAUAACAACAACAGCUGAUAAUAUCAUUUAUCAGUACGCUGAACUCAGUUUAUUUUGAAUUUCUGUGAACGUGUCUGAUUUAUUUUCCGUAAGAUUAUGGGUGUUCGUCAUCUGGACAGAUUUAUGCGGGAGAAUGUUCCCGGUGGAUGCCUUCGGAUCAACAUUGAAAGCGAAAUCCGAAAGUACUUCCAAACGGCGAAGACACCGAACCCUCCAGCGCCGAUUAUCGUCAUAGAUUUGAUUUCGUUGUACACACCUCUGAGUCAACACGAUGAGAAGGGAGUUCUUUUCGGAGGGCGAUUCAAUUUGGCGUACGUUGCGAUUGACGAUUUUUUCGCCAAACUCAAGAGUCUGGGCGCUAAGUUGGAAUUUUUCCAUGAUGGUCCAGUGCAAGAGUCCAAAAGUGAAACCUGGUGCGAACGUCAGGACGGAAGAUAUUCGAACAGUUUGAAGUUGAUCGAAGCCGUUGACGCGGGAACCACCGUUGAGGAACUGUUGAGUCAGUACGAGAUACCUUCAAACUUUCUAUACCCUUUGAAACACGUUGCCAAGAAGUAUGGAGGUUUCAGGCUAUCCAUGUCGCGUGAGUGUGACCAAGAGUUGGCAGCUUUUGCGACCAAAGCUAGGGCCCUUGCUGUUCUCUCAAAUGAUUCGGAUUUCCUCAUCUACGAAGGUUCUUGGAAGUAUUGGUCAACUCGUGAGCUAGAGCUAUCCACGCUGUUCACCAUGGAGUUUAAUCGACCGGCUCUAGUCGAACAUUUGGGCUUGAGCUUUAAACAAAUGCCGUUAUUCGCCACUCUAAGCGGUAACGAUAUCAUGCCAUACGAAGUCGUGAGGAAGUUCCAUAUAACACUGGGUCUCUCCAGAGAUAAAUUUCCCAACAUCGGGAGAUACAUACUAGAUCUUCCACAAAAGCCACUGACCGAAAUGGGUAUAAACAGCAUUCUCCGGCGAGUUCUGAACCAAGGCACCGUUGACAAGGAUUUAACCGAGCGUUUCCAGCUGAGUUUGGAUGUUUACAGUGUGAACAUUCGUCCGCAGGUCAUGAACCCCACUGAAGAUCGAGUGUUGCAAGUUCUCCUCGUACACGACUCUCCGUUUAUGUAUCAGAUUUGGGAAGGUGUGCCAUUGGACGUAUCCAUCGGGAUAGUGGAUAUGGGCCGAAAAGACUUCGGACAGAACUACGCUCGGCUUCAGCUUUUCCUCAUACGGCGCAUGGCUGCCAUUAUUUUGUUUCAUCGCAAACCGCAACGACCAACCCACUGUCCGAUCAUCAUCAAGAUGGAUCACGAGAGUCCUCACCAGGAGCAUAGGGUACCUAUACAAUAUCCUCGUUGUCUGGAAAUACCGAGUUUGGCAGUGAUGCAGUCUAAGGAGCCGGUUAUGGUCAAACACCUACGGAAAGUUAAGUUCCAGCUGCUAUCGUGGAUUGCGUCCGACACUGUUCAACACGAUCAAUUGCGCAAGAUUCCACAGGAACUACGCAUGACCGCCCUCACUGCGUACUACCUUUUGGAGCAACGGGCCAUUGAGCUCUUCGAAGCAGAUUUGUUCUUGCAAGUGGCCUACGAUGUGAUCUAUGAUACUUACGACUACCGGUCCGUUGUUUAUCCAGCCACGAUCGGUAGUCGUCCAUUUCGGUUGAUUUUCCUGUACCAGAAGAUCUAUGCUCUCAUUGCGAAGGCUGUUUGCUUGGUCAGCUUAGACGGUGGCGACAGCGUGCGCAACGAUCCUCCCUUUGAUGGCGUUCUAUUCCACAGGUACUACGAUAAAUUCAACGAUGGACAAUGCGAUUUAGGUCACAUCAAGGACUGGAGAAUCUAUGAAGAUCUGGCCAUCGAUUCCAAUUACUCCGAGAGAGAGAAAUAACUUUAAUCUGUGCUGAAUUCCAAGUAUCAUUUAAGCAAAUAUCAUUAAUCUCAAUAUACCCCACUUCUACAGCUUCCAUACAACACAACAAGGAAACAAAUGUAACGCCGUCUCUUGACUGAAAAGCGCGUGAGCGAUUACUCUUAGCUAUUUUCAAUUUAGCGUGCAUUGGAGAACGAAACGUCAAACAUCCAAAAUCAAAACAAACAGUUCUUUUAUAGCGCCGUCGGUGAUGUAGUGGUAAGCGUGACUACCUCUCACCCCAGUCGGUCGGGUCGGUCGACGUCGUCGGAUUUUCUGAGAUAUAAAAUCUUUGAUCAUCUUUCUUCGGAAGGGAAGUAAAGCAGUUGGCCCCGGCCCAUGAGUUGAAGGGUUCGAUACAUGGGGUCCCAGGUGUUGGUGUGGAGGUCUCUCUGGGCGUCCAUGUUUGGGCCUAGUGACAGAAAUGGGCGAAAGUAAAACUGCGACCGAGGCCGAAAGAUGUCAGCUAGCAAGUAAAAAAUAAGAAGAAGAAUAAGCAUGACACAGAGUUUGUAGUGUGUUAGUAUACUUUUCUGCCAGCGUGGCGCUAGUGUGAUGUCUUCGACGAAACGGAGAAGCGGAGUACAUUGAGAUUAACAGUAUUUGAUUUAAGUUUAUGAAUUCUAUUAUAAAAUGUUAGAAAACGAAUGCAAUAUAGAUAGAAUGAUUAGUAAAA